Molecule: messenger RNA, 3710 nt
Organism: Durio zibethinus
Lineage: Eukaryota; Viridiplantae; Streptophyta; Magnoliopsida; Malvales; Malvaceae
Source: RefSeq, a predicted model, not a curated record
AUUACUGUCUCCUAUAAUAUAUGAAGGAAUUGCAGUUCCUUUUGAUGCAUUCACAUGGGAUAGCUUUCCCCUUCUAAAGAAAUUAUUAGUUAAGGAAAAGGAGACUUUAAGUUGGUAGCAGGCUUUAAACAAAUUCCUAAAAGAAGCAUAGAAGAAUCGUUAGAGCAAUUCCAACGAUCUCAAUAGCCAUGGGGAAUUCAAAUUCUACACAUUCAAAACAAUGGGGGGAUGGCUCAGAGUGGAUAUUAGGAUGAGUGGCUCCGAGAUCCCAUUUUAAAAGUCUAGGAGCAUCGAAAUUCAUGGUAUUUUUCUCUCUCACCUUUUCAUCAAUCCAAACCAAACAAGUUUCUUUAGGCCUUUGUACCUUCAUUUUUUUUUCUUCUUUUGCAGUUUGCAGGAUGAAUUCAAGGAAAUCUGUUCAGAAUCUUAAGGAAACAAUUCAUUCCCUACUGGGAUUCAAGUCACAUCUUACUUCUACUUGGGCCAAGUCAGUUUGUGAUAUAAUAAAAAAUUUACCACAUGAAGGAUCAACUAGGAACAAAAAUGACGAAUCCAAGAUAAAAGAAGAAAUCGCUGCCUUAACCGACUCCAUAAACCAGUUGAACAUACAGAGAAGGCAGCUCUUGAAUGAUUUGUUGGAAUUGAAAGGGACCAUUCGUGUAUUUUGCCGAGUGAGGCCCUUAACGUUUGGGGAAAAUUUAGGACCUGUUGUAGCAUUGGAUACAAGUAACCUCCUUCUAAAACUUGCUGAUAACAAAACUAAAACAUACACCUUUGACAAAGUGUUCAACCCCGGUUCAUCUCAAGAUGGAGUUUUCUCUGAAGUUGAACCAGUCAUCAAAUCUGUCCUUGACGGUUACAAUGCAUGCAUUUUUGCAUAUGGUCAAACAGGAACCGGGAAAACCUUCACAAUGGAAGGUACUUCGGAUUCCCCAGGAAUAGUGCCCCGGACAAUUGAGACUUUGUUUAAGCAAGCAGUGGAUAGCAACCAUUCUUUCCUUGUAACGUUCAGUAUGCUUGAGAUUUAUUUAGGAAAUCUCAGAGACUUGCUAGUACCACAACCUAUGAGGACAACAGACCCUCUGCCACCAUGCCUUUUGAUUCAAACAGAUCCCAAGGGAGGAACUAGAAUUGAGAACCUAGUUUCCAUCCAAGUAAGUGACUUCCACCAAGCUUUGAAGCUGUAUAGAUUAGGAUGCCAACUCAGAUCAACUGCCUCAACAAAUUCAAACACAACUUCAAGCAGAUCCCACUGCAUGAUUCGCAUCUCAAUUACUUGCUUCGAUGCUCCUGAGAGGCGACAAGAAACAAAUAAAAUUUGGUUAGUUGACCUUGGAGGAAGUGAGCGUGUGAUGAAGACAAAGGCAUGUGGGAGAAGACUUGAUGAAGGAAAAGCCAUUAAUUUGUCUCUUUCUGCUCUUGGAGAUGUAAUACAUGCUCUUCAAAGGAAAAAGACCCACAUACCAUAUAGGAACAGCAAGCUGACACAAGUUCUUAAAGAUUCCUUAGGUGAAGGUUCAAAAACACUGAUGCUUGUACAUGUCAGUCCCAAAGAAGGAGAUCUCUGUGAAACAAUAUGUUCAUUAAAUUUUGCAGAAAGGGUGAAAAGUGUUCAUUUGGGGCAUGAGGAGUCCAAUGAAGUAAGAAGCCACAAGGAAGCUGCUAUGAAAAAUCUGCAGCAGAAGAUUGAAAAGAUUGAAGAUGAACGUCAACAUCUUAGAAGAAAGAUAAAAAAGUUAAAUGACAAAUUAGAAGAACUGACAAGGACAGGUCUAUCUUUGGAAGAGCAAGAGGAGCUUUCUCAUUUAUCUAAUGAAGGGCCACCUCUUGAACUUGCCUUUACGAAGAACAGGAUUGGAAAUGUCACAACAUCUUCCCAAUCACAACUGCCUAGAUUUAUGAGAUCAACUAUUUGCAGCAGAAGCAAAACAGGGAUGGAGCAUCAAACUUUAGUAGGCAGCGAUCCAUGUCACUCAAGAAGGAAAAGACAAUCUCGGCGAGCUGAGUCAGUGACUUUCCCAGUGAAGAACAAUUCAGAGUGCAACUCUGACCACAGCAUUUCAAGAUCUACAUGUGCAGUGGAAUUGAACAGGAAAACUAGUAUCGAUAAUGACACAGUAUACAGCCAAGAUGCAUCUGAUUGUGAUAUUCAAACGGUUGUAUUCCCAGAGCAGCACGUAUCACAAUUGACAUCGAAUCAUCAAAGGAUGGGCCAGGUUAGUCACCCUGAGAAAAAUGGAAGUAGAAAACCAAACAAAUGCAACUCCACAAAAGUUUUAAAGGCUGAUCAAUGGCUUGACUUAUAUAAGGAUGAACCUAGUAUCAGUGGUUCUCCUCCAAGGAAUAACUGGGUUUUAGACAUGCCUAUUCCAGAGAAGAAACAUAGGUCAAGUGGACAGAAAAAGGCAGAGAUAUUAAGCAAUGAGAAGGUAUCUAUUUAUGACUUUGCAAUGCAAAGGAAUCGUAGUAAAAAGCAGAAGCAGGCUGCAUUACAGGUACCUGGAAGGCCUGUUUCCGAAAGGUUGGUAGACAAACCACCAACAUUAAAGGAUUUAUUUGCUGAGGAAUCAAGAUCUAAUUUCAUUUCUCCAACUCAUGCAACAAAAGGCCAGACAAUGAAACACCAAGAAGACUCACUAGACGGCUUAUUGAUAGUGGACAAUCGAGAUGGCAGUCUUUCUCCACCUGAUUCUUGCUGCGAUGGAUUAGAACAAUUUGAUAAUGACGAUGAAUUUUAUGCAACACCAAUGGUGCAGGCAGUAAAAGACAGCGUGCAAUGUUCAGACAGUUCCAUGACAAAGAUUAGCAGGUACCAGUUCUCCCCAUCUGACUUGGAUAAUAGCAUCAGCAACUUACAAGAAAUUUUUGGUGUUGUGGCCCAACCAUCAGAGCUGGAAUGGUACCAUAAACAAGUGAUGGCUAUAGGACUUGCUGGAAAGGAAGACAUGGCAGCCUACUCACAAUCCUCACCAAAAGAGAUUAGACAAAACCUGCCCAAAUUGAAACCUCAAAGAUCAUUAUUAAUUGACGACAAAAAACAAAAAGACCUCAGGAUGACACUCAUAAAAUCACAAGAAAUUACACAGAACAAAGGAGCAUGUUAUAUCCUUAAACAAAAAGUUCAGAUUUCAUGGGCCACUGCUCUUCUAGGAUUGGGAUUCCUUGACUUGGGUUUUGAUCAUGACUUCUUCAAUGGUCUAAUACUUUGAAGCAGCUGCAGUAGAUGUCAGAGUGACAAUAACGAAUUUCUACUUUGGUCUGCAGUAAAUUUGGAGGUUGAGCAAAUAAUAGGAUCAAAUGUUUGCACAAAACCUCAACCUUCUUAUCCAUCUCUUGCAUAUGCUAAGGAUUUAACCCCAGUAGGACAAUGCAGCAUCUAUGCAUAUUUGGAACAUAUGGACGUGCCAUGAGAUAGUUUUUCACUUCAUCUUUAAGGUCCUACACAAAGUCUAUCUCGAACUCCUUUUCUUCUGGUGCAAAGAAACAAGAGUGACAAAGUUCUGGAUGCUCACCAAGUAGGCUGAAGAAACUGUGCAGCUACUGUAAAAUAUGUAUUUCUAAAUUAAUUUCGUCACAUGGGUACUAGGUCAGGUGAUUUAGAUGUUUCAAUAUGAUAAAACAAAUGUCAGAUAUUAUCCUGUUUACGUGAUUCAUAUCUCAUUUUAUAACUAUUCUCUCUAAUCUCAUCUCAUGACAUAAAAUGAAAACUG